Knipowitschia caucasica is the source of this 918-nucleotide messenger RNA. The record is from the annotation of a GenBank genome assembly. NCBI's taxonomy places the organism in Eukaryota, Metazoa, Chordata, Actinopteri, Gobiiformes, Gobiidae.
AUGAGGAUGAGGAUGAUGAGGGCUCAAGUGAAAACCUCCCUGAUUUCUGCAGUCCUAGCAGUGCUCCUGGGGCCAGCUGUUUUUGCCUUCGUGGAGGAUCUGGAUGAUUCGUUCAAAGAUUCCCGAGUGAACGACGUCUGGCUGGUCGAUUUCUACGCCCCAUGGUGCGGAUACUGUAAGAAGCUGGAGCCGAUCUGGCACGACGUGGGGGCCGAGCUGAAGAGUUCUGGCUCUCCCGUCCGCGUGGGGAAGAUGGACGCCACCGCCUUCUCCGGUAUGGCCUCGGAGUUUGGAGUCCGCGGUUACCCCACAAUAAAACUGUUAAAAGGCGACCUUGCCUACAACUACAAAGGCCCACGGACAAAAGACGACAUUGUGGAGUUCACCAACAGAGUGUCUGGUCCUGCCGUGCGAGCUCUGCCCAGUAAACAGAUGUUCUCGCACAUGCUGAAGCGCCACAACGUGCUCUUCGUCUACGUGGGAGGGGACUCUCCACUCAGAGAAAAGUACAACGACGUGGCGUCCGAGCUCAUCGUCUACACAUACUUCUUCUCCGCAGCAGAGGAGGUCCUGCCCGAGGACGUAACUCUCCCGGAGCUUCCUGCUGUCGUGGUCUUCAAAGAUGGCGGGUAUUUCACAUACGAUGAGUACGUGGACGGCAGUUUGUCUUCGUGGGUGAACAGGGAGCGUUUCCAAGGGUACCUCCAGAUCGAUGGCUUCACUCUGUACGAGCUCGGAGAGACAGGCAAACUGGUGGCCAUCGCUAUCAUUGACGAGAAGGACCCCACGGAGGCUAGCGGCAGAUUAAAGGACUUGAUCCAGCGGGUGGCGAAGGAGUACAAGGAGCAUUUUAAUAGAGACUUCCAGUUCGGCCACAUGGAUGGGAACGAUUACAUCAACAGCCUCAUCAUGGGGUAA